Chanos chanos (milkfish) is the source of this 2397-nucleotide messenger RNA. RefSeq names its product protocadherin beta-16-like. Gene Ontology annotation, cellular component: plasma membrane. Gene Ontology annotation, molecular function: calcium ion binding. Lineage: Eukaryota; Metazoa; Chordata; Actinopteri; Gonorynchiformes; Chanidae. The transcript is spliced from 2 exons. Gene Ontology annotation, biological process: homophilic cell-cell adhesion. Bases 1 to 2397 code for a protein of 798 amino acids. The record is from RefSeq and is a predicted model, not a curated record.
AUGUCCGUGAAAGCGAAAACGUGGCAACAGCUUGCAUAUGUUCUAAUUUAUAUUUUCAAUGUGAUUCAUGCACAAGUGAGUUACUCUACUCCCGAAGAAAUGGCCAAAGGAUCUGUGGUCGGAAAUAUUGCGCAAGAUUUGGGCUUGGAUUUACAGAGGCUGAAAUCAAGGGAGGCACGAAUUUACACUGGAGAUAGCACGGAAUACGUUGAACUGAAUAAAGAGACGGGGUUUCUUUUGAUAAAAGAGAAAAUAGAUCGCGAGGUGCUUUGCGCAAAAACGACUCCUUGCGCUUUACAUCUCCAAAUGAUUUUGGACAACCCGGUGGAAUUAUACAAAAUAACUGUCGAAAUCACGGACAUAAACGAUAAUGCACCUAGUUUCAAGAAAAAGGAAAUUAGGUUUGACAUCAGCGAAUCUGCUGGAAUAGGGGCUAAAUUCAUGCUGGAGAAAGCUCUCGAUGCCGACGUUGGAAACAAUGGCCUGCAGAGCUACUCGCUGAAACCUACAGACCAUUUCUCUUUGAAAUUACACAAUCAAGCUGAUGGAAGUAAAAGCGUUGAGAUGGUGUUGCAAAAAAGCCUUGAUCGAGAACAACGGGACCAGAUGUCUUUGUUGUUAACGGCUAUCGAUGGCGGCGAACCGCAGUUGUCUGGCACGGUUCAGAUACAUGUAACUGUGCUAGAUGCUAAUGAUAAUGCACCUCUCUUUACUCAGAAAACAUACCAAGCCACUUUAACUGAAAACGCAAAAAAAGGUUCUAAAAUAACCACCGUCAGCGCCUCUGACUCAGAUGUGGGUCCAUAUGGUAAGAUAACAUAUUACAUUACAGACGCUAUGGAUGGUGUGACGGAUGUAUUCGUAAUAGACCAGACAAGUGGCGAGGUCACACUUAACGGUGAGGUUGACUAUGAAUUAGAAAAAAGUUAUCAAUUUGAUAUUGAGGCAAAAGAUCAAGGAGGUCUCUCUGACUCUUGUAAAUUAAUUAUUGACGUGAUAGACAUAAAUGAUAACAAACCCAUCAUCAACAUACUUUCUAUGCCAAAGCCUAUUCCGGAGGACUCUAAGCUUGACAGAGUGAUUGCAAUCAUCAAUGUAAAUGACCCUGAUUCUGGUGCCAGUGGCCAAGUACACUGUGCUCUCAGUGACAAUAUUCCCUUUAGUAUAACAUCUCCAUCUAACAAUUUCUUCAGCCUGAAAACUCAACAGGAGCUGGACAGAGAGAAAAACGCAGAGUAUAACAUCACUGUAACGUGCGCAGACGAAGGAGUGCCCCAGCUUUCCAGCAGUGUCUCUCUGCAAUUACAGAUAACCGAUGUAAAUGAUAACGCACCUCUCUUUGAAAAAAACUAUUAUGAAGCCUAUAUCGCUGAGAACAAUGCAGCAGGUCAGUCUAUAUUAACGAUAAAAGCAAGUGAUGCUGAUUGGAACCAGAAUGCCCGUGUUUCUUAUAUUCUGGAGGAGAGCGCUGUUAACGGCUUGUCAGUCUCAUCAUAUGUGUCUGUUAAUGCUGAGAGUGGAGUCAUCAGUGCUGUGCGUACUUUCGACUACGAACAGUUAAAAUAUUUCAUUUUUCGCGUGAAAGCACAGGAUGGUGGCUCUCCUCCACUGAGUAGUAAUGUUACAGUGAAAAUUAUUAUCCAGGACCAGAAUGACAAUGCACCACAGAUUCUUUAUCCAGUACAAGCUGGUGGCUCAGUGGUAGCUGAAAUGGUGCCUCGUUCAGCAGAUGUUGGCUACCUCGUCACUAAAGUUGUGGCUGUUGAUGUGGACUCUGGACAGAAUGCCUGGCUCUCCUAUAAACUACAGAAAGCCACAGACAGGGCUCUGUUUGAAGUUGGAGCGCAGAAUGGAGAAAUCAGAACAGUGCGUCAGGUCACUGAUACAGAUGCUGUGAAACACAGACUCACUGUUGUGGUGGAAGAUAAUGGACAGCCCUUUCGUUCAGCUACAGUCACCGUGAAUGUAGCUAUUGCAGACAGUUUCCCUGAAGUCAUCUCAGAAUUUAACUUUAACCCUGAAGAAAAACACAAUGACAAUCUGACUUUUUAUUUGAUUUUGGCUCUGGCUGUGGUUUCGAUACUCUUCAUUCUUUCAUUAAUUGCCAUCAUUUCAGUGAAAAUUUACAGAUGCAAACAGGAAAGGCAGUUUUAUAAAUCUGCUGCAAAUCUUCCAGUGAUUCCUUACUAUCCACCAGUAUACGCUGAUAGUACUUUACAGCGCAUGUAUAAUUAUGAGAUGUGUGGAACAACUGAUUCCAGGAUGAGUGACAUCAAGUUUGUCAGGCCUUACAGUCAGAAUACACUGGUGAAUGUGAGUCGUGCUGGAACUGUACAGAGAGAAAACAAGGAACAGGAGGAGGCUGAUCAGUCUUUAGAGUUCGGUGUGUUUACAUGA